AUGGCUUUUUCUUUUGACCUAGCCGUCAUCGUCCAACGGGAGAGAAGGGCAACGGAGAGGAGAUCGAAGGUAAUAAUAAAGCGAAGGCGAACAGGAAUAUGCAAGAGCCACGAGGCGUCGCAGGAGAUUCCUUUUGAGCUCGUGAUAGAGAUUCUCACGAGACUGCCUGCUAAAUCACUUAUGAGGUUCAAAUCUGUCUCAAAAACACUGGUUAUCCUUCAUUCGUUCCCAAUACUUCACCAACCGUUUCAUAAAUGUUCCUUCAUCGCUGCCACGUCUAUACUUGUGGCUUGGCGAUUACGGAAAAAAUGUAUUACUAUCAUCGUCGGCUUCUGCUGA
Microthlaspi erraticum is the source of this 339-nucleotide messenger RNA. Lineage: Eukaryota; Viridiplantae; Streptophyta; Magnoliopsida; Brassicales; Brassicaceae. The record is from the annotation of a GenBank genome assembly.